This is a messenger RNA of Eublepharis macularius, 858 nucleotides long. RefSeq names its product VPS37D subunit of ESCRT-I (gene VPS37D). Lineage: Eukaryota; Metazoa; Chordata; Lepidosauria; Squamata; Eublepharidae. Bases 1 to 858 code for a protein of 285 amino acids. The record is from RefSeq and is a predicted model, not a curated record. The transcript has 4 exons. Gene Ontology annotation, cellular component: ESCRT I complex. Gene Ontology annotation, biological process: protein targeting to vacuole; protein targeting to membrane; ubiquitin-dependent protein catabolic process via the multivesicular body sorting pathway.
AUGGACCGCGACCGGGGCCCGCGGAGCUCGGCGGUGGACCUGGGCUUCGGGGCGCUCAGCACCGCGCAGCUCCGCGCCCUGAUGCGGGACGAGACGUGGCUGGAGCGCAUCGUCAAGCUGAGCAGGAAGUUCCAGAAUUUGCAGCUGGAGCGGGAGAUGCGCCUGGCCUCCAACUACGCACUGGCCAAACAAAACCUGGCUCUGCAGCCACGCCUGGAGAACGGCAAGGCCUCCCUCGCUAUCAAGUACCAGGAGCUGCGGGAACUUCGAGAGACAUGUCGGGACAAGCAGCAACGCUUGGGAGACUGUAUGGAAAAGUGGACCCCACAGAAUGCCGUGAGCAGACUGCAGGCUGAGCUGGAUGGAGUGGAGGCCAAAGUUGAGGAGCAAAUGGAGCAGUUCCUAUGCUGGGACCUUCCUAUCGAGACCUUCGUGGAGUCGUUCCAACACAGCCGCAUGCUGUCCCACCUCCGUCGCACUCAGUUGGAGAAACUGCAGGAGAUCCUCAAGCUGGAAAAGGAAAAGACCCCAGAGCAGCCCAGCCCCAGCUGUGAAGAGCAGCCGGCGAGCUCUCCCGCUCUUCCAGCUCCUCCAACUUUGGCCCAAGCCCCGCCAGCUCAGAAUGGGCCAGCCCCCAAGGUCUUCCAGCUCCGCUUGGCACCGGCUUUCCUGAUCCCUUCAGAAGCUGUGCUCCCCAUCCCGGUGGCAGCAGCCCCCCAAAAGUGCUGCCUGCCAACCCUGGCCACCUCGCACCCCAAGGCCCCCUUUGUGGGCUCUCCCUUGAGUCUGAUUGGACACAUCCACUUGCCACAGGCUCAUUUGCCUCACCAGAAGAAAAAGGAGCCUCCGCACCGGUAG